AUGUUCCGCCUCGCGGCAACCGCGCUGGUCAGUACCGCUCUGACCAGCGUUGUGGCUCAGUUCCCAGCGAACGAGCACAUUCCCGUAGAUGUGGACCCGCUCACUAUGCCAGACAACUCCCUCUACCUGCGCUGGCGUCCUCAGCACCACGUUCUGGCUCCGGCUGGACACAUGAACGACCCCUGCGGACCUAUGUAUGACCCUACCGAAGAUGUGUACCACGUUUUCUACCAGGCAUUCCCUCAGCACAUCAACGGAGGUAACAAGACUUGGGGUCACGCCAAGUCAAAGGACAUGGUCUCCUGGGUCGAUGUCGGUGGAUGGGAGAACCGUAGCUUCGUCGCUGUCGACGUAAGCCCUUACUCCGUGCCAUCAUACGACUGGUUGGGUGUCUUCUCUGGAGGAGCUUACCCUGUCAACCUUCACGGCGAGCAGGACGGUAACCUUACUCUGAUGUACACUGGAAAUGUUAUUGUUCCGGACAACUGGAAGGUCCCAUACGUUCUUGGACCGGCCACUGGUACUCCUCACGCUACUGAACAGCAGGCUAUUGCGACUAGCUCUGAUGGAGGCCAGACUUGGCAGAAGUGGGAGGGUAACCCGUGGUUGAACGGACAGCCCGGUGACUGGAACGUCACAGGUCUGCGUGACCCUGUCUUUGCGCCUAAUCCAGCAUUGGACAAGAUUUUGGAGAAGGAUGAGCCUCACUACUACCUCGUCAUGGGCAGCGGAAUUCGUGGCGUUGGACCAAGAAUCCCCAUGUGGUCUGCCAAGGCUACUGACCUCACCCAAUGGCAAUUCGAGGCUGCUCUCUUUGAGCCCGGAUUUGACUUCACUUUCGGAGGCGACCGCCGCAAGACUGGAAGCUAUGGAGGAAACUUCGAAGUCGCUUCAUUCUGGAACGAGGUCGAAAAGAAGGAGCACGGCGGUGAUGGUGUUACUGAGCACUGGAUCGUCUGCCUUGGAUCCGAGGGCUUUACUGACCAGUGGCAUCCGUUCGACAAGUACUCACUUUUCGUCAUGGGUGACAUGGCCCAGCGUCUCAAUGGUUCCGCAAGGCUCGACAUCAAGGCCUCUGGUGUACUCGACUGGGGCAACUCUUACGCACUCAACACCUUCUACGACUCGAAGAACGACCGUCGCGUGGUUUGGGGCUGGUCUCAGGAGGACUUCCAAAACAAAGUCGGUUGGGCACAAGGUUUCGUCAGCACUCUGACUAUCCCUCAGGAGCUUUUCGUUCUGAAGCACUUGAACGUUCUUCCUCCAAAGGGAGGCAUCACCGAGGGUGCCUUCAUCUGGUCCAAGAAGUCCUACGCUGAUGUAUACGAAGUCACUACCCUUGGUCAACGCCCACUUCAGGAUGUCGUCGAGGGCAUUCAGGGAAUCAUCCAGCCAUGCCACACCAAGCCCAUCACUGUCGAAAGCUACUCCAACCUCCCAACAGUCAACAGCUCUACCUUCCACCUGCAAGCCACUGUCACCAAGCUUCCACCUGCCGUGGAAGGAAACUGGGUCGGUCUUGAGAUCCGUUCCAGCCCAGGCCACGAGGAGUCCUCCACCAUCAAGURCUUCCCAUUCGACAACACCGUCCUCUUCGACCGCGCCAACUCCUCUCUUCUUCCAUACACCGGCAAAGCAGAGUUCAAGGGAUACUUCGAGCCGUUUGAGUACGCCGACGGAUCCACCGAGCAAAUCACCUUUGACGUUUUCGUCGAUGGUGCACUCGUCGAGAUCUUCAUCAACAACCGUUUCGCCAUGACCAACAAGAUCUACCCAAGCAGAGCCGAUGCUCUCGGCGCUGGACUUUCCAGCAACGGAGGAGCUACCUUCAACAACGUCAACUUCUGGGAGUUGGAGACCCCCGCCUGGCCUGAACGCCCACUCAACGCCAGCACCACCCUGCUCGUUGAUGAGUACUACCAGAACCACGUCACUUUCGAGAACCCUUACGUUCCCCUCAACUAUCAAAUCUAUGACGGAAACUAA
This is a messenger RNA of Ramularia collo-cygni, 1986 nucleotides long. RefSeq lists its product as uncharacterized. Gene Ontology annotation, biological process: sucrose catabolic process. The record is from RefSeq and is a predicted model, not a curated record. The transcript is spliced from 2 exons. NCBI's taxonomy places the organism in Eukaryota, Fungi, Ascomycota, Dothideomycetes, Mycosphaerellales, Mycosphaerellaceae. The coding region runs from base 1 to 1986 and encodes 661 amino acids. Gene Ontology annotation, molecular function: sucrose alpha-glucosidase activity.